UUUUUUCCGCAAGCGCUUCCAACUUUCUUCCGUUUUCUUUUCUUUUCCCCCGGCCUUUCCCACUCCCCCUCGCGCUGUAAAAGUCUAACAGAUUGUCGUAUAACGUUAAGAGGGGUGCACGAGAACAUCGGGGGAAAAAAACAUGAUGAGCAAUAAUACAUACUACGACCAGCAGCUGCCGCCGCAGUAUUACCAGGGCACCGACAACGGCGAGGACGGAGACGAGGAGAUGCCGGCCACGGAGAAGGACCUGGCGGAGGAUGCGCCCUGGAAGAAGAUCCAGCAGAACACCUUCACCAGGUGGUGCAACGAACACCUGAAAUGCGUCAACAAAAAGAUCAACGACCUGCAGAAGGACCUGAGCGACGGGCUCAAGCUUAUCGGGCUCCUGGAAGUUCUCAGCCAGAAGAAAAUGUACAGAAAAUACCACGCCAGACCCAAUUUCAGGCAGAUGAAGCUGGAGAAUGUGUCUGUCGCGCUGGAGUUUCUAGAAAGGGAACACAUCAGACUAGUUUCUAUAGAUAGCAAAGCUAUAGUGGAUGGCAACCUAAAACUGAUCCUGGGGCUGAUAUGGACCCUAAUCCUGCACUACUCCAUUUCCAUGCCCAUGUGGGAGGAUGAGGACGAUGAGGAUGCCAGGAAGCUGACACCUAAACAACGCCUUCUGGGCUGGAUCCAGAACAAGGUCCCCCAGUUGCCCAUCAACAACUUCCACAGGGACUGGAGAGAUGGCAAAGCCCUCGGUGCCCUGGUGGAUAAUUGCGCCCCUGGCCUGUGUCCGGACUGGGAGACAUGGGACCCGAGUCAGCCAGUGGAGAAUGCGAGAGAAGCCAUGCAGCAAGCCGACGAUUGGCUCGGUGUGCCUCAGGUGAUUGCUCCAGAGGAGAUUGUGGAUCCUAAUGUGGACGAGCACUCAGUGAUGACCUACCUGUCUCAGUUCCCCAAAGCCAAGCUCAAGCCUGGUGCCCCACUGCGAUCUAAAACCCUGCACCCCAAGAGAGCCAAGGCUUACGGGCCAGGUAUUGAGUCCAGAGGCAACGUUGUGUUGAGGCCAGCUGAGUUUGUGGUGGAGACUGUGGAGGCGGGACUUGGAGAGGUGUUGGUGUACAUUGAGGAUCCAGAAGGCCACACAGAAGAGGCUAGAGUAAUUCCCAACAAUGACAAGAACAGGAGCUACUCUGUGGUCUAUGUUCCAAAAGUGGAGGGUCUUCAUAAGGUGAAGGUGUUGUUUGCUGGACAGGACAUUGACAGGAGCCCUUUCCUGGUAAAUGUGUCUAAAGCAUUGGGAGAUCCAAACAAGGUGCAGGCCCGUGGGCCAGGUUUGGAACCGGUGGGCAAUGUGGCCAAUAAACCCACGUAUUUUGACAUCUACACAGCAGGUGCAGGAGCAGGCGAUGUCGGCGUGAUCAUUGUGGACUCUCAGGGUCGUAGAGACACAGUGGAGAUCAUUCUGGAAAACAAGGGCGACAGUGUUUUCCGCUGCACCUACGGCCCCAUUCUGGAGGGCCCUCACACUAUAUAUGUGACAUUCGCUGGCCAACAAAUACCCAGAAGUCCUUUCACUGUUCACAUCUCAGAGGCUCCUUCGAGCGGCCGGCAGAUCGGCUCACCGGUUCAGAUAAUCCCUCAGUCUAUACGCACGCCGCCCUCAGAAAAGGCCAAGAAAGUGCCUCCCCCAACACCACCCAAGCCCAGGCGACCAACAAGUAACCCAAAUGCCUGUCGGGCCAUUGGCCGUGGCCUGCAGCCCAAGGGUGUGCGUGUGAAGGAGGUGGCCGACUUUAAGGUGUACACGAAAGGAGCAGGCAGUGGAGAACUACGUGUUCAAGUCAAAGGGCCAAGAGGUGGCGAUGAGCCUGUGAAAGUACAAGAAUUGGGAGACGGUGUGUAUGAAUGUGAUUACUACCCCAUUUUCCCUGGAAAAUACAUCAUCACCAUUACUUGGGGUGGCCACGCCAUUCCCCGCAGCCCAAUUGAGGUGAUCAUAAGUGAAGAUGCAGGCCCUCAGAAGGUGAGGGCAUGGGGUCCAGGCCUGGAGACGGGCAUGGUGGGCAAAUCAGCUGACUUUGUGGUUGAGGCCAUUGGCACAGAGGUUGGAACUCUGGGUUUCUCCAUCGAAGGCCCCUCGCAGGCUAAAAUAGAGUGUGAUGACAAGGGUGAUGGAUCUUGUGAUGUUUUGUACUGGCCCACCGAGCCAGGUGACUAUGCGGUCCAUGUCAUCUGUGAUGAUGAAGAUAUCAAAGACAGCCCCUUUAUGGCCCACAUCCUCCCUGCAGCCAAUGACAUCUUCCCUGAGAAGAUUAAGUGUUACGGACCUGGGCUGGAGCCAACUGGGUGCAUCGUAAACAAACCUGCUGAGUUUACAAUUGACGCCAGUGGAGCUGGAAGAGGACAUCUACAGAUUUAUGCUCAGGACUCAGAAGGCUUCCCCAUCGAUAUCCAAAUCACAGAUAACGGUGACAGUACAUAUUUCUGCGUCUACAUACCCACCAAGCCCAUCAAACACACUAUCAUCAUCACCUGGGGAGAGGUCAAUGUUCCCAACAGUCCAUUCAGGGUGACCAUUGGAGAAGGCAGUCACCCAGAGAACGUGAAGGUUCAUGGACCAGGAGUGGAGAAGACUGGCUUGAAGGCCAACGAACCCACAUACUUUACUGUGGACUGCAGUGAGGCCGGGCAAGGAGAUGUUAGCAUUGGGAUUAAGUGCGCUCCUGGCGUGGUGGGACCUGCCGAAGCAGAUAUUGAUUUUGACAUCAUUAAAAAUGACAACGACACAUUCACAGUGAAGUAUACACCCCCUGGAGCCGGACGCUACACCAUCAUGGUGCUUUUUGCGGAUCAGGAAAUUCCCAUCAGCCCCUUCCGUAUCAAAGUUGAUCCAUCCCAUGAUGCUAAUAAGGUAAAAGCAGAAGGUCCUGGGCUCAGCAAGACAGGUGUGGAAGUGGGCAAGCCGACCCACUUCACGAUCUAUACUAAAGGAGCAGGCAAGGCCACACCUGAGGUUAAUUUCACCGCAUCUGGGAAAGGAGAAGCCGUCAGUGACUUUGAGAUCAUUGAUAACCACGACUAUUCUUUCACUGUGCGCUACACUGCGUUACAGCAGGGUAACAUGAGCAUAUCUGUGUGCCAUGGUGGUGACCCCAUCCCCAAAAGCCCAUUUACCAUUACUAUCGCUCCUCCUUUGGAUCUCAACAAGGUCAAAGUUCAAGGACUCAACACCAAAGUGGAUGUAGGGAAAGAUGAGGAGUUUACCAUUAAUACACUUGGCGCGGGAGGUCAAGGAAAGGUGGAUGUCAAGAUCACCUCACCCUCUCGCCGGCCAAUCCCAUGCAAGGUGGAAUCUGGAGCAUCCAAUGAGGUGCACACAGUUAAGUACAUUCCGCCAGAAGAGGGGCCCUACAAAGUUGACAUCAGCUAUGAUGGAAACCCCGUGCCAGGAAGUCCUUUCACGGUGGAGGGGGUGAUGCCUCCAGAUCCCUCAAAGGUGCGAGCCUAUGGCCCUGGCCUGAAGGGUGGCAUUGUGGGUAAACCCGCUCCAUUUGCCAUCGACACUAAAGGCGCAGGUACAGGGGGUCUCGGGCUGACUGUGGAGGGCCCGUGUGAAGCAAAGAUUGAGUGCCAGGACAAUGGAGAUGGAUCUUGCUCUGUGUCCUAUCUGCCCACUGAGCCUGGAGAAUAUUCCAUCAACAUCCUGUUUGCUGAUGCUCACAUCCCUGGUUCCCCCUUCAAAGCCAUGGUGCAGUCCGUCUUCGACCCCAGCAAGGUUACAGCUAGUGGUCCAGGGUUGGAGAGAGGAAAGGUCAAUGAAGCAGCGUCGUUCACGGUGGACUGCUCUAAAGCAGGGGAGGCGGAGUUGACCAUCGAGAUUAUUUCCGAUUCAGGAACGCAGGCAGAGGUUCAUGUCCAGAAUAACAGCGAUGGAACUUAUUCUAUCACCUACAUCCCUCCUUUCCACGGAAUGUACACCAUCACGAUCAAAUACGGAGGACAUGCAGUGCCUAAGUUCCCUGCAAGGGUGCAAGUGGAUCCUGCUCUUGAUACCAGUGGAAUCAAGGUCUAUGGUCCAGGAGUGGAGCCCAGAGGGGUACUCCGAGAGGUCACUACACACUUUGUUGUUGACACUCGGGUUCACAACAAGAUUGGUGGAAACCACAUCAAAGUUCGUAUUGUUAACCCAUCAGGUGCCAGCACUGAUGCGUACAUCACUGACAAAGCAGAUGGCACUUACAGAGUAGAGUAUACCGCAUAUGAGGAUGGUGUGCAUCUUAUAGAGGUGCUAUAUGAUGACGUACCUGUCCCCAAGAGCCCGUUUAGGGUGGCGGUGACUGAAGGUUGUGAUCCCAGCCGUGUACGUGCUUACGGUCCUGGUCUGGAAGAGGGUCUGGUCAACAAAUCCAACCGCUUCACUGUGGAGACCAGGGGUGCUGGCACGGGUGGUCUUGGAUUGGCCAUUGAGGGUCCAUCAGAAGCUAAGAUGUCUUGUAAAGACAACAAAGAUGGCAGCUGUAGUGUGGAGUAUAUUCCUUUCACUCCUGGGGAAUAUGAUGUCAACAUCACUUUCGGAGGCCUGCCUAUCCCAGGUAGCCCAUUCAGGGUGCCUGUGAGGGAGCUGGUGGACCCCAGUAAGGUGAAGUGUUCUGGUCCUGGUCUGGGCAGUGGAGUAAGAGCCCACGUCCCCCAGACCUUCACUGUGGACUGCAGCAAGGCUGGAGUCGCCCCACUGGAGGUGCUGCUGUAUGGACCUACAGGGAUGACAGAGCCGGUGAAUAUCACAGACAACGGUGAUGGCACCCACACAGUAAUCUACACUCCUGCUAAAGAUGGACCGUACACUGUCUGUGUCAAGUAUGCAGACCAAGAAGUGCCACGCAGUCCAUUUAAGAUCAAGGUUUUGCCCGCUCACGAUGCCAGUAAAGUCCGUGCCAGCGGCCCCGGCCUAAAUGCUUCCGGGGUGCCAGCCAGCCUGCCGGUGGAGUUCACCAUUGAUGCCCGUGAUGCAGGGGAGGGUCUUCUCACCGUACAGAUACUGGACCCAGAAGGAAAGCCAAAGAAAGCCAAUAUUCGGGAUAACAGAGAUGGAACGUACACCGUAUCCUAUGUCCCGGAUAUGACAGGGCGCUACACUAUUACAAUCAAAUAUGGCGGGGAUGAGAUUCCAUACUCCCCCUACCGCAUCCAUGCGCUGCCCAGUGGAGAUGCCAGCAAAUGCCUUGUGACAGUGUCGAUUGGGGGACACGGACUGAGCUCAGGGCUCGGACCCACCAUUCAAAUUGGCGAGGAGACCGUUAUCACUGUGGAUGCAAAGGCUGCUGGGAAGGGGAAGGUCACCUGCAAAGUGUCAACUCCAGAUGGGGCGGAGCUAGACGUGGAUGUGGUGGAGAAUGCAGAUGGAACAUUUGAUAUCUAUUAUACUGCUCCAGAACCUGGGAAAUACGUCAUCACCAUUCGCUUUGGAGGAGAGCACAUUCCCAACAGUCCCUUCCAUGUGGUGGCAUCUGAUACCAUCCCUAUAAUUGAGGAACCGUGUGAUAAACUGCAGUUACAGCAGCCCUACGCCCCCUACAAGGGCUACACCCCUCACUGGGCCACUGAGGAACCAAUCACUGCAGUGGAUGCCAUGGAGCCAAUGCUCCGCCCAUUCAAUCUUGUCAUUCCAUUUACUGUGCAAAAGGGGGAGAUUACAGGUGAGGUACGUAUGCCUUCUGGUAAGACCGCCCGUCCCAACAUCACUGAUAACAAGGACGGGACAGUGACAGUCAAAUACGCCCCCACCGAGAAGGGCCUGCAUGAGAUGGACAUCAAAUAUGACGGGAAUCACAUACCAGGAAGUCCACUGCAGUUCUAUGUCGAUGCCAUUAACAGUGGGCAUGUGAAUGCACACGGCCCUGGUCUAAGUCAUGGCAUGGUCAACAAAUCUGCAACCUUCACAAUCGUCACUAAGGACGCUGGAGAAGGAGGUCUGUCUUUGGCAGUGGAGGGCCCCUCUAAGGCAGAGAUCAGCUGUAAGGAUAAUAAAGAUGGCACCUGCACUGUGUCCUACCUGCCAACGGCCCCAGGAGACUACAACAUAAUCGUCAAGUUUGAUGACAAGCACAUUGCUGGAAGCCCCUUUACAGCCAAGAUCACAGGCGAUGACUCCAUGAGGACUUCUCAGCUGAACGUUGGCACGGCCACAGACGUGUCUCUGAAGAUCACAGAGACGGACCUGAGCUCCCUGACCGCGAGUAUCAGAGCCCCAUCUGGCAACGAGGAGCCCUGCCUGCUGAAGAGACUGCCAAACCGACACAUCGGAAUAUCCUUCACUCCUAAGGAGGUGGGAGAGCAUGUGGUCAGUGUAAAGAAGAAUGGAAAACACGUGACCAACAGCCCAUUCAAGAUCAUGGUGGGCCAGUCUGAGAUUGGAGAUGCCAGUAAAGUGAAGGUGUUUGGAAAAGGUCUGAUUGAAGGACACACCUUUGAAGUGGCUGAGUUUAUCGUGGACACCAGAAGUGCAGGUUAUGGAGGUCUGGGUCUGUCUAUCGAGGGGCCAAGCAAAGUUGACAUUAAUUGUUCGGAUGUGGAAGACGGAACAUGCAAAGUGACCUACUGCCCAACCGAACCCGGAACAUACAUCAUCAACAUCAAAUUCGCAGACCAACAUGUGCCAGGAAGUCCAUUUACAGUGAAGGUUCUGGGCGAGGGACGAAUGAAGGAGAGUAUUACCAGAAAGAGGCAGGCGCCCUCUAUCGCCACGGUGGGCAGCACUUGCGACCUCAACCUCAAGAUUCCAGGGAACUGGUUUCAGAUGGUGACGGCUCAAGAGCGACUCACCCGUACCUUCACCCGCAGCAGCCACACCUACACACGCACAGAACGCACAGAGAUCAGCAAGACCCAUGCGGGCGAGACCAAGAGAGAAGUGCGGGUGGAAGAGAGCACCCAAGUGGGGGGCGACCCCUUCAGGAACGUAUUCGGUGGAUUUCUGGGCAGGGAGAGCCUGGGACCCUUCAGCAGCAGCCAGGGCCGACAAUCAGAGGGUGAAUCAGGUACACAGGAGAUGACCGCACAGGUGACGAGUCCCAGCGGUAACACGGAUGACGCUGAGAUCGUAGAAGGAGAGGACAGCGCCUAUAGUGUGCGCUUUGUGCCUCAGGAGAUGGGCCCCCACACGGUCAAUGUCAAAUACAGGGGCCAGCAUGUCCCCGGAAGCCCUUUCCAGUUCACUGUGGGGCCCCUUGGAGAGGGAGGGGCCCACAAGGUUCGGGCCGGUGGUACUGGACUGGACAGGGGUGUGGCUGGAGUUCCAGCUGAGUUUAGUAUCUGGACUCGUGAGGCGGGUGCUGGUGGUUUGUCCAUAGCCGUUGAGGGGCCCAGCAAAGCAGAGAUUUCCUUUGAGGACAGGAAGGACGGUUCCUGUGGGGUGGCCUACGUAGUACAGGAGCCUGGUGACUACGAGGUGUCAAUCAAAUUUAACGAUGAACAUAUCCCAGACAGCCCUUUCAUCGUUCCCAUUGCAUCACUGUCAGAUGACGCCCGCCUACUUACCAUCACCAGCCUGCAGCAGGAGAUGGGUCUGAAAGUGAACCAGGAGGCCUCGUUUGCCGUUCAGCUGAACGGAGCGAGAGGAGCGAUUGAUGCGAAGGUGCACACACCGUCUGGAGCAGUGGAGGAGUGUUACAUCACUGAGCUAGACAAUGAUAAACACGCCAUACGGUUUAUUCCACGGGAGAACGGCGUCCACUCCAUUGAUGUCCGUUUUAACGGGAGUCACAUCCCAGGCAGUCCCUUCAAGAUCCGUGUAGGGGAACCCGGCCAGGUGGGAGAUCCAGGAAUGGUGACUGCUUUUGGGCCCGGACUGGAGGGCGGAACUACAGGUGUACCCUCGGAUUUCAUUGUAAACACGUGUAACGCUGGGUCAGGAGCUCUGUCGGUUACCAUUGACGGCCCAUCGAAAGUAAAGAUGGAUUGUCAGGAAUGUCCAGAAGGAUACAAGGUCACAUACACACCCAUGGCUCCCGGCAGCUACCUCAUCUCCAUCAAAUAUGGAGGACCGCAGCAUAUUGUGGGCAGUCCCUUCAAAGCCAAAGUCUCCGGCGCACGUCUGUCGGGCGGACACUCUCUACACGAAACGUCAUCGGUUCUGGUGGAAACGGUGACAAAAUCAUCCUCGGUGGCGGGAUCUUUCUCCACUCUGCCGAAGUUCUCGUCUGAUGCCAGUAAGGUGGUCUCCAGGGGGGCCGGACUCUCCAAAGCCUUCAUUGGCCAGAAGAACACCUUCACGGUGGACUGCAGUAAAGCAGGGACAAACAUGUUAAUGGUAGGAGUGCACGGGCCAAAGACUCCCUGUGAGGAAGUCUACGUCAAACACAUGGGCAACAGAAUGUACAAUGUCACAUACACAGUGAAGGAGAAAGGAGACUACAUCCUCAUAGUGAAAUGGGGUGAAGAAAUGGUGCCCGGAAGCCCUUUCCACGUCACAGUGCCUUAAAAGACUGUCUUUAGAUCCUCUCCACUAUGCAAAGACUCUACUGACUGUCCCGGGAAAGAGACGGGACUCACCGACAAUGCCUUUUCAUGACAUAUUAACUCACUGUGUUUUACAAAUAAUCAAGAAAACGUUCUAUAUCUGCAUACGCUUUAUCCAAAGUUCAUUAUGUGUUCAUUUCACGCUCGGUUAUGUAUCUUAACCUUUUUUUUAUGAUGUUAUUUUAGAUGUUGUGAGACUAGAGAAUGUUUGAAGCAGAAGUGAAUGAUAAAAUGGUUUUGCACUGCCCAGCAGUUGCUGUUUUAAUCACGUCCACCCUGUUACCAGUCAAGUUACUGUCCGGACCAUUUACAGACGUAAUUUAACAGCUGAGUUAUUUAAUCUUUUUAUUAUUAUUAAUAUCUAAUGCUAAAUCUGGUCUUAUUUUUAUGAUGGAAUAACAUCAUUUAGUCUCUGAGUCUGGACUAGGUUUGCACUCGGUCCUCCUGAUCAAGGGCUUAGUUUGAGCAGUGAAAGCCUGAUCUUUUAGUCCUAGUGGACUAGGUUUAGGCUCACACUGGGUCUAAACCGGUCCCGGGUGGCCCAGCACCCCUGCAGACUGGGUUGUGUGAUUGGUUAGAUGAGGUUUUUUUUGUUGUUUUUUUACCAAACGGUGUAGCAAAAACCGUUCAGCAUGUGAAUGUUUGAAAUCCCACAGUUUUUACAGUGACUAUAUUAAAGAGCAACAUUUUAUAGUGAUUUUAUAUGUAUGAAUUUAAAAUAGAAAUGUAUGGAGAAACACUAAUUGUUUGAUAUUUUAUUCUACUGUUUGGUAAAACUGUGCUGGCAUAAUAAAAUUUUAAUUGAUGA
Molecule: messenger RNA, 9313 nt
Organism: Rhinichthys klamathensis goyatoka
Lineage: Eukaryota; Metazoa; Chordata; Actinopteri; Cypriniformes; Leuciscidae
Gene: flncb
Product: filamin C, gamma b (actin binding protein 280)
Exons: 49
Coding region: 143-8467 (2774 amino acids)
Biological process (GO): actin cytoskeleton organization
Molecular function (GO): actin filament binding
Source: RefSeq, a predicted model, not a curated record